UAUUUUUAUAUACCCGAAAUUAAAAUGAACUAUUUUUAGGCUACGAUUUUGUUUUGUAUAUAACUAAAUUACAAAUUCAAUAAAGAGGGUUCCUCUUCCGCUAAUAGGCAAGAGAACCAGGUAGCCCUUCGGUCUCCGCGCAGUUUAUCGGCUCAGGGCAGGUUCUAAAACCUACGAUGGCAUCUAGGGGUAGCAAUUCCGCCCUCAGCUUCUUACUAUUCGUGACUUUCGCGGUGAUCGUCCCGGGCUUCAGUGCUCACAUAGCAGAGUUCGAUGAGUACUGGCAGAAGCGGGCCGAGCAGGCCGAGAAUGCCACUCUCGAAGCAUACCACCCUAACCCCUCGGAGGUCACUAACCACCUGAACCAACAUGUUCACCUGGCUUUAAGUGGCAGCAACAGCUCAAGGAGGGAAUUGAAGAAGUACAACGGACCAUGCAUGGCCACCAAUCCUAUUGACAGAUGCUGGAGGUGCGACCCAAACUGGGAGCGAAACCGGAAAAGACUGGCGGAUUGCGCGCUUGGUUUUGGCCGGAGAACCCGGGGCGGAAAAUUCGGGAGAUUCUACGUCAUAACUGAUCCCUCAGACAAUGACAUGGCCAACCCUAAACCAGGGACGCUGCGGCAUGCAGUCACCCGGAACGGGCCGCUCUGGAUCAUUUUCGCCCGUAGCAUGACCAUAAGGCUCAGCGAGGAGCUCAUCAUGACAAGCGACAAGACUAUCGAUGGAAGGGGAGCUAAUGUCCUAAUCACGGGCGGCGCAGGACUAAUGUUACAGUUCAUAAGGAACGUUAUCAUCCAUGGCAUUCGCAUCAACAACAUUUAUCAAGGAAAAGGCGGGAUGAUCAUGGAUGCCGAGGAUCAUGUUGGUCUGAGGACGAAGAGUGAUGGUGACGGCAUCUCCAUUUUCGGGUCCAGCAACAUCUGGAUCGACCACGUGUCCAUGUCCAGGGCCUAUGACGGGCUCAUUGAUGCGGUCGAGGGAUCGACCGCCAUUACCAUCUCCAACUGCCAUUUCACCAACCACAAUGAGGUCAUGCUGUUCGGAGCCAGCGACAAGUUUAUUGGCGAUAACAAGAUGCAGAUCACCCUCGCGUUCAACCACUUCGGGCAGGGACUCAUGCAGAGGAUGCCGAGGUGCCGUUUGGGAUUCGUUCACGUGGUCAACAACGACUACACGCACUGGCAAAUGUAUGCCAUCGGCGGCAGCGGGCACCCCACCAUCAUUAGCCAAGGCAACCGGUUCAUCGCUCCUCCCGUCUUAGACCCGAAAAAGAAUGCUACAGAGGUUACAAAGAGGGAAUAUGCACCGGAGUCAGAAUGGAAGAACUGGCUGUGGAAGUCGGAGAAUGAUCUCAUGAUGAAUGGGGCCUUCUUUGUGAGCUCGGGGAAUCCGAGGGCCGUGCUCCCCUUCCACACUGCUGAUGUGAUCUCUGCUAAGCCCGGCACUUAUGUCACCCGCCUCACCCGCUUCGCCGGAGCCCUCGGCUGCAAGGUUGGCCAGCCCUGCUAAGCGCUGGCCGGUGCAUAUUUUCUUCCCGACAGACGGAUGGAUGGAGAGAGAUCGACAUCAAACUUUACAGACAUUUCAGCUGUUACAUAUACAUGCAGUAUACAUAUACGUACUUUCUUUUCUUUCACUCUCUUCGACUCAUCGACCUGAAUCUGUACAUCAUCUCAGACGGCAGACCGUAAGGGAGAAAAAUUAUCGAUCGUAAA
Punica granatum (pomegranate) is the source of this 1717-nucleotide messenger RNA. Lineage: Eukaryota; Viridiplantae; Streptophyta; Magnoliopsida; Myrtales; Lythraceae. The record is from RefSeq and is a predicted model, not a curated record.